AGCCCCUCCCCUGGGCGCCCCCUGAACCCUGCGGCGCUCCGUAGCGGAAGCGCAGGGAAGCGGCGGGGCGCCCACCGGCAAGCCCGCUGCGCUGGUGCCAUGGCGGCACAGAAGAUUAACGAGGCGCUCGAACAUAUCGCUAAAGCGGAGAAAUAUCUGAAAACUGGAUUCUUAAAGUGGAAACCAGAUUACGACAGUGCAGCUACCGAAUAUGGGAAGGCAGCUGUUGCUUUUAAGAAUGCCAAGCAGUUUGACCAGGCAAGGGAAGCCUGUUUACGGGAAGCUGAGGCACAUGAAAACAAUAAAGCUCUCUUCCAUGCUGCCAAAGCUUAUGAACAAGCUGGCAUGAUGCUAAAGGAGAUGCAGAGACUCCCUGAAGCAGUUCAGCUGAUCGAGAAAGCCAGUAUGAUGUACCUGGAGAACGGGACACCAGAUACAGCAGCUAUUGCACUGGAACGGGCUGGAAAGUUAAUAGAAAAUGUGAGCCCAGAGAAGGCCGUGCAGCUCUAUCAGCAAGCAGCGUCAGUGUUUGAGAAUGAAGAACGUUUACGGCAAGCAUUAGAAAUGCUAGGGAAGGCAUCAAGACUUCUAGUCAGAGGACGCAGAUUAGAUGAGGCUGCGUUGUCUCUUCAAAAGGAAAAAAGUAUUUAUAAGGAAAUUGAAAAUUACCCAACAUGCUAUAAGAAAACUAUUGCUCAAGUCUUAGUUCAUCUUCACAGAAAUGAUUAUGUUGCUGCAGAAAGAUGUGUGAGGGAAAGCUAUAGUAUACCAGGAUUUAAUGGAAGUGAAGACUGUGCAGCACUAGAGCAACUCUUAGAAGGGUAUGACCAGCAAGAUCAGGAUCAAGUUUCUGAAGUCUGUAAUUUGCCACUCUUCAAAUACAUGGACAAUGAUUAUGCCAAGCUUGGUCUUACCUUGGUGGUCCCAGGAGGUGGAAUCAAGAAGAAGUCGCCAAACGCUGCACAAGACAAAGCAAGAGGACCAGCUGCAGCGGGCUCUCAUGCUGAUGAGGAAGAGGAUGAAUAUUCUGGUGGACUAUGCUAGCUACAGACAUAGGUUGUCUUAAAUAUCUGACUUGUUUGUGAUGUUGAGCAUAUCCAAAGGUACGAGAUUUACCAGAGCUUCAUUGCAAUUGUGAUAUGGGAAUGCUACUGUAAACUUGGCAGCUUCUGAGUACAGUAUGGGAAAAAAAGCAUGAUUGUACCUAUCAUCUUGAAACAUCUUUGGCCUUCAUUUCAACCUGGUAAGAGCUUCCUCAGGGCCCUGCCUUCAGUUGAUAGGAAAAAUUAGAGAGAAAUUUUCACUAAAAGCACUGGAGUUUAAAAGAAACCAAAAUCCCAGAAGCACUGGAGUAGGGAGAAUGGUACAAAACUUUAAAUGGUGGAUUUCAACAGCUGACACAUUUUGGUCCCAGUAAUGUGUUCGUGAUUGUUUCCUGAGAUAAACAUAUGGUCAUUCAUCUGGCUAUUUAUUUCCUCUUUAACACCAUUUAAGGCAGACUGUGCAGGGCAGGAUUUUUCACUAGUAUAAGCACUAGGGGGAGCAUUCAGUUUAUUUUCAACAUGUUUUUAUUCCACUGCAGAAUAUUAUUUCAACACCUUAUUCUUUGCAAGCAGUAUCCAUGUGGGUGUGGAAAAUGAGAUGACUAAUUUGAAGCUAUCUUGCAAGCUUAAAAGUACAUACACGUCUGUCAUCUUAAGAACUUUAUUGACCUAAAGUCUUUGGAAAUAAAUGUGUGCAUAGUGUUUGUAAUGUACACCUUGGGAAUGCAAGGAGUGGACAAUCUUUCUUAGUGGUGUUUGAAGCAUGCUAUAACCAAAAAAGAAACUGAAGGUAGCAGAUAAUGUGCAUUGAAUAUAAAGCUCUGAAGGCAGUGUUUAACAAAAACUUAGGUGGAAUGUUUCAAUUAUAUUUUUGAGUUGAUGAGUGUUCUAGGUGUUUAUUUACUAAUCGAUACACUAGUCUAUGAAGACAUUUCAUUCUUUCAUAUUUUCAAAGCAGAGAACAGCUAUCUCUUACAAAUGGCAUUUUUCAAACUAGCGCAGAAUCCAAAGUAACCAAAAUUUAAUGCAUCCGUCACAAGUUUUGCAAGCUUCUUACUGUCUCAAAUUUGUUUGACCAUGUUCUGCAUAGAAGUUGUCAACACUGGAAGUUGUACCUGUUGUCUUUCUUCAGAAGAACCUAAUCAAGAUCUGCACUAGGGUGAGAUCACUUGGAAUCCAGCAUGGAUUUGUGUGUGAUAAGUGAUGCCCAAAGUUCAAUAAAAAAUAGACCAAAAGCACAGUGUUAAGUGUUGGUAUGGCUUCUGCCAUAUUGAGGAAUUGUAUGUCUUAAAAAUUAUCAAGCCUAUGUCUGUCGUAUAUGUGAUGUCUGACACAAGUGUGUCAGACAUAACUGGGAUGAAGGUAAACUUUUAGAGGAUUAAUGUUCACUUUCCUUGGGGUGGAUAGUACUCAAUAGCAUUGUGAUGGGUACACAAGCUACAGCAUGAUUUGCAGGCGGGGUGCUGUAGAAGUCACAUUAUUCAAUUUAAUGGGUGUUCAAAAAGCAGUUUUAUCUCUUUGGAUUAUGUAAUAAUCAGCUUGUAGUCUCAAAUGGCUUUAAAAUCCACCUCUAGUUCUUUACUGACAGAUGCAUUUCCCUUUGUUAUUAAUGAUGUAUAUAGAAGCUUUUGCUCUUCUAUAAAAUAGUCUAAAUGAAACUUCGGGAACUGAGUUGCCUUUCUCUGAUUUACAAGUAUAUGUGAAAGAUGGUUUUGAAGACUUUUCUGUAACUCUUCCUUUUUCACCAUUGGAGCAACUUACUCCAGUUUACUCACCUUCUGCCUUCUGGAUUUGUUCAUGAAGGUGACCAUGCACUUUUUACGGGGAGUCUUUUAUCACAAGUAGAAAAAACCCACGUGUAGGAGCACUGGGAACACUAAGGAAAUUUAUUCUAGCUUUUCUUUCUGCUUCCAAUUCUGAAAUCAGUUUUGUUGAAUGGUCCCAAAGAGUCUAUUCAAUCUGUUGAUUGAAAUAGAUUGUCCAGACAAUCUGUUGUCUCUACAAUAUACAGUUGUAUAUAUCUGAGAAGAUGACAUGUGUAAGAGGAAAAGUUGGGAGCCUUGUGUGCUUCUGUGAAAGAACUUGCAGGCUUUAUUUAAACUGUGCUUGUAACACUAACGGGCCCUUAAAGAAAAAAUACAAUUUAUGCAUUAGGUUCUUAAGGCAUUCUUUUCAUAUUGUUAAAAAAUAAAAUAGAUGUGCAAGACUGUCUCCCCGCUCCCCCCAGCUUUUUUCUCAUUUCCCUGUGCCAUGUAUGGAAAAUCUGGGACAAAACUGACUUGUACUAAACAUAUUUAGCUGCCAUUUAAUUGAAGGGGGCUUCUCUGAAUCUUAGGAAUAGAAUCUUAAUCUUUGAUUGCAAUGUUGCUGCCAAGACCAAAUCUGCAGAAAUGGAAGUGUCUCAAAAUAAGAUGGUCUAUUUUAUAUAACUUAUUCUCCUAUUUUAGGCAAUUAGUGUGAUAGGAAUGUUAACUGCCUUUUAGUAAAUGUUUAGCUAUAGAAGAAGCUGUCUGUAUAUUACGUGUUAGUGUUUGUUUCUAUCUUUCAAAGCAAUUUGCACACUUAUGUAAAUAUCAUUUAAGUGAUUUAAAGUGGAAAAGACACCAUUUACAGCAAGAAAGUUUCUAAAACCAGUGUUGAUUGUAAGAAAAACAAAUCACGCAUGAAGGCUGAGCGAUGGCCGAUGCACCGUAUAUGUAAAAUCAGAAGAUUUCUAAAUUAUCUGUAACUUAAGACUCAGUAUGCCCAAGUACAGCGUGAAACCUGUGUUUUUUGUUCUUCUUCCAAGUUUGUGGUGUAUUAGAGUACAAAAUGUGUUUGUAACAGCUCUACAGAUGCUGCUUCUUGAGAAGAGGCUAUGUGUUUCACCAAAAUAAAAAAUAAAACUUGAAACUAA
Messenger RNA from Phalacrocorax carbo (great cormorant), 3939 nucleotides. The record is from RefSeq and is a predicted model, not a curated record. NCBI's taxonomy places the organism in Eukaryota, Metazoa, Chordata, Aves, Suliformes, Phalacrocoracidae.